Molecule: messenger RNA, 1779 nt
Organism: Zymoseptoria tritici IPO323
Lineage: Eukaryota; Fungi; Ascomycota; Dothideomycetes; Mycosphaerellales; Mycosphaerellaceae
Exons: 4
Coding region: 1-1779 (592 amino acids)
Biological process (GO): transmembrane transport
Molecular function (GO): transmembrane transporter activity
Source: RefSeq, a predicted model, not a curated record
AUGGGUCUUGGAGUUCUGGAAGACACCGUCCUGCGGCAUGUCCCAGGUACCGCCACGCUCGACGACUUCGAUCCAGCCAACCAGCUCCGUGGCAAUCCCAAUGUCAAGCGCACCAAGGACGGCAUCAUUCUCGUGCCGCAACCGAGCGACGACCCUAAUGAUCCUUUGAACUGGCCCCUCUGGCGCCGCGACAUCAUCACCGGCGUCCUCUGCCUCCUCUCCGUCCUCGCCGCCACCCUCUCCCCGCUCCUCGCCGCCAACUCCGUCUCCCUCAUCCUCUACUUCAACCAAUGUGACAACCCUCCCUGCGCCAAACGAAAUCACUACUCCAUCGACGAUGUCGCCUUACUCACCGGCUACCACCUCAUGGGCGUCGGCCUCGCGGGUUUCUUCUUCGUCGCCUCCGCUCGCGUCUGGGGAAAACGCCACCUCUACAUCUUGGGAUGUGUCACCAUCAUCUUCUCCUCCGCGUGGGGUGGAUCUGCGAAUCGGAAUUACAACAGUCUGAUGGCGGCCAGAGCGUUGCAGGGGGUGGGACUGGCGCCGUUUGAGGCGUUGGUGAAUGUCAGCGUGGGAGAUCUGUACUUUGUGCAUGAGCGGGGCAAGCGCAUGGCGUUGACGAACUUUUCGCUGUUUGGGAGUGCAUUUCUAACACCUGUGAUUGUGGGGAAAAUGAGCGAGAUGAUGGGCUGGCAGUGGUCAUUUUACUUCAUCGCCAUCUUCAUGGCGGUGGCAUUACCCCUGGUCAUCCUCUUCUGCCCGGAGACGGCGUACGUCCGCGACUCGGGCCUCGAAACGGACACGGCGUGGGAUCGCGUGGGGAACAAGCACAACCGUUCGGACUCGAGCCAUGAGUUGAGAGACACCUACGCUCCGGAGAAGAACGGCGGCCAGCAAUCCACCUCCAACUCGAUUGAUAACAACGACCUCUCCGCGACCGGAACGCCAGAGACGCAAAACGACAAGACUCCCAACAUCGAAGCUCAAGGAAACAACAUCCACGUCCCCGUCACGACCUUCCACUUCAUCACCCGCCGCAACAUCCACCCCUUCUCCGGCCGCAAAACGAACGAAUCCUUCUUCAAACUCCUCCUCCGUCCCUUUCCCCUUUUCUUCCACCCCUCCUUCUUUUGGGCCUGCCUCAUCCAAGGCGCCAUGAUCGGCUGGACCGUCUUCAUCGGAAUCGUGCUCGCUGCUAUCAUGAUCGGCGCGCCGCUCUUCUUCAACGAAGUCCAGACGGGUUACAUGUACACGGGGGCCUUCAUCGGUGCCAUCCUCGGCUUCAUCCUCUCCGGCCUGCUCUCCGACUGGUCCGCCAAGUACCUCACCCGAUUAAACAACGGAAUCUACGAACCCGAAUUCCGAAUGGUUCUCGUCAUCCCACAGUUGAUCUUCGGAUGUAUAGGACUCUUCAUGUUCGGCUGGACGGCGGACAAUACAGUCAAAUACGGCUGGUUCUGGCCGGCGUUCUUUUUCGCGCUGGAAGUCAUGGGCAUGGUGAUUGGAGCAGUGGCGUCGGCACUUUACAUCGUCGACGCGCAUCGGGAUCUCGCGAUUGAAGGGUUUACGUGUCUGUUGGUGUUCAAGAAUAUCUUCUCCUUUGGACUGACAUUUAGUGGGUUGGGAUGGUUACGGCAGGGGAUUUGGAGGGUUUUCUGGCCGGUGGGGAUCGUGCAGGCUCUGAUUUGUUUGUCGACGAUUUUCAUGUAUGUGUUUGGCAAGAAGAACCGCUCGUUCUUCGCACGGCAUGAUCUCAUUGAGAUUUUUGGACUGAAGUGA